CCAUCGCGCCCUCUAGGUAGCGCGGAGAAGGAUAGCUCAGGAACCAUAGCGCCCUCUUCAACGCGGAGAAGAGAUAGCUUAGUUGGCGGAGAAGAGAUUUUCCCUUAUUUGCUUCUCUCCAUCGCGCCCUCUAGAUAGCGCGGAGAAGAGAUAGCUCAGGAACAUAGCGCCCUCUUCAACGCGGAGAAGAGAUAGCUUAGUUGGCGGAGAAGAGAUAGCUCCUGAUGGCCCUUCCGUCUCUGAAAUUGGAAGGGGCACUCGCUCGAUCAACGCUCCCCUCGAUCUCCAUUCUCCGAUCGCUGCGCCUCGCGGCAUCAUUUUCGAGCUCGCCUCUCCUCCCACGGAAACUUCUACCUUCCUGCAUUUCCUGCAGUAGCUUUAGAUUCGUAGUGAAAGCCUCCGUCCAGACCGCCUCUGAACAGAUCAAAGCGAUCCCCACGAAGCCGGUCGAAGGGCAGAAAACUGGGACUAGCGGACUCAGAAAGAAGGUUAAGGUCUUUCAACAAGAGAAUUACCUGGCCAACUGGAUUCAGGCUCUGUUUAAUUCUUUGCCUCUUGAGGAUUACAAGGACGGCGUGCUCGUGUUGGGAGGCGAUGGCCGAUAUUUUAAUCGAGAGGCUGCUCAGAUAAUCAUCAAGAUUGCAGCUGGGAAUGGCGUUGGAAAGAUACUUGUUGGCAGGGAUGGUCUCAUGUCUACUCCAGCUGUUUCAGCUGUGAUUCGUAAGCAAAAGGCUAAUGGUGGUUUCAUAAUGAGUGCAAGCCAUAAUCCCGGUGGACCAGAAUAUGACUGGGGUAUUAAGUUUAAUUAUAGCAGUGGGCAACCUGCGCCUGAAUCAAUAACUGACAAAAUCUAUGGAAACACACUUUCUAUUUCUGAGAUAAAAACAGCAGAUAUUCCAGAUGUUGAUCUCUCCUCUGUUGGCGCUGUAAGAUAUGGUAAUUUUACAGUGGAGGUGGUUGAUCCUGUUUCUGAUUACCUGGAGUUGAUGGAGGAAGUCUUUGAUUUUCAGCUUAUCAAAGAUCUUAUUUCACGGGCUGAUUUCAGGUUCAGCUUUGAUGCGAUGCAUGCAGUGACUGGUGCUUAUGCCAAACCUAUAUUUGUGGAUCGCCUGGGAGCUAGUCUGGACUCCAUUUCAAAUGGAGUUCCUUUGGAAGAUUUUGGACAUGGCCAUCCAGAUCCUAAUCUUACGUAUGCUAAAGAUCUGGUUAACAUCAUGUAUGCAAAGGAUGCACCAGAUUUUGGAGCAGCAAGUGAUGGUGAUGGUGAUCGAAAUAUGAUACUUGGAAGAGGCUUUUUCAUCACGCCUUCAGAUUCUGUUGCUAUUAUUGCAGCUAAUGCUCAGGCAGCCAUCCCCUACUUCAAAGAUGGUCCUAAGGGACUUGCUAGGUCUAUGCCUACAAGUGGAGCUCUUGAUCGUGUCGCGUCAAAACUGAAUCUUCCUUUCUUUGAGGUUCCUACUGGAUGGAAAUUCUUUGGGAAUCUUAUGGACGCAGGGAGGUUAUCUAUAUGUGGGGAAGAAAGUUUUGGAACAGGUUCUGAUCAUAUCAGAGAGAAAGAUGGGAUAUGGGCCGUGCUUGCUUGGCUUUCCAUCAUCGCCUACCAGAACAAGGACAAAAAAGUUGGGGAAAAGUUGGUUUCGGUUGCAGACAUUGCAAAAGAGCAUUGGGCUACUUAUGGCAGAAACUUCUUUUCUAGAUAUGAUUAUGAGGAAUGUGAAUCUAGUGGAGCCAAUAAAAUGAUGGAAUACCUUAGAGAUAUCAUUUCUAAAACCAAGCAGGGCGAAAAAUAUGGAAAUUACACCCUCGACUUUGCUGAUGAUUUCAGUUACACUGAUCCUGUGGAUGGCAGUGUGGCAUCUAAACAAGGACUUCGAUUUGUUUUCACGGAUGGAUCAAGGAUCAUAUAUCGGCUAUCAGGCACUGGAUCUGCGGGUGCUACAAUUCGCAUUUAUAUUGAACAAUUCGAGCCUGAUGGAGCGAUGCAUGAUGUUGAUGCACAAACAGCCUUGAAGCCUUUGAUAGAUUUGGCAUUGUCGAUUUCCAAAUUGGAAGAAUUCACCGGCAGAGAGAAGCCUACAGUCAUCACAUGAUGAUUAAGGCACCUUUUUCAGAGUAUAAUGGAUUCACGUUUCCUGUUUAUCUUUACAUUAUCCAAUAAAAUUAUUCUUUUUUUCCCUUUUAAUCAAAACUUUUGAGAAAUA
Molecule: messenger RNA, 2201 nt
Organism: Zingiber officinale
Lineage: Eukaryota; Viridiplantae; Streptophyta; Magnoliopsida; Zingiberales; Zingiberaceae
Product: phosphoglucomutase, chloroplastic-like
Exons: 22
Coding region: 225-2090 (621 amino acids)
Biological process (GO): carbohydrate metabolic process
Cellular component (GO): cytosol
Molecular function (GO): phosphoglucomutase activity; magnesium ion binding
Source: RefSeq, a predicted model, not a curated record